CAUUAGGUGCUAGUUGUGUGUAAACCCGCGAGGCACUGGCAGGCAGCAGUCCGUGGCUCGGAGCCUCGGGAAGAGGCGAGCACAGCUUGGAGCGGCUGCGCCACAGCUUGGAUCCGGGCACAUGAGACAUAGGUCGCUGUCACCGGCAGCAGCCAUGAAGCGGGUUCCGCUGGCGGCUCUCCUCCUGCUGCUGCUGCCGCCCGCCGCCCUCGGGGUCCCAGCCACACGUAUCAAGUACUCACACGCCGGCAUCUGCCCCAACGAGAUGACCCCCAGCCUGUGGGUGGACGCGCAGAGCACCUGCUCCCGGGAGUGUGAGAUGGACCAGGACUGCGAGACGUUCGAGAAGUGCUGCCCCAACGUGUGCGGCUCCCGCAGCUGCGUGGCGUCGCGCUACAUGGCGCUGAAGGGCGGCCGUGGUCCAGUUUCCUUGCCCCGCGGCGCCAGCUGCGACCGCUUCAUGUGCGCCCAGCAGGGCUCGGAGUGCGACGUGUGGGACGGGCAGCCGGUGUGCAAGUGCCGCGACCGCUGCGAGAAGGAGCCUCGCUUCACCUGCGCGUCGGACGGCCUCACCUACUACAACAAGUGCUACAUGGACGCCGAGGCUUGCGGCAAAGGCAUCACCCUGACCGUGAUCACCUGCACCCACCGCCUGGCCGGCGGGGCCUCGUCAUCCUCCAGCCCCCUGCCCCCGCCCCACACCAGCCCCGCCACGGCCAGCACCAGCACGGGAGGCCCAGGCUUCGGCCUAGGCCCAGGCCCCGCCGCCACCACCCACCCCGGCCCCGGCCCACUCACCACCACCACGCCCGUGUCCGGAGUGCAGGCCCCGGCCCUGCUGGCCACUCCUGCCCGCCAGUCCAUCUACGCGGGCGGCACGGUGAGCUUCCUGUGCGCCGUGAGCGGGAGGCCGAGGCCGGACAUCAGCUGGGAGAAGCAGAGAGCGGAUGGGCCGAGCGUCGUGCUGCGGCCUAACCACGUGCAGGGCAACAUGGUGGUGACCAACAUCGGCCAGCUGGUCAUCUACAGCGCGCGCACGCAGGACGCGGGCACGUACACGUGCACGGCGCGCAACGUGGGCGGCGCCGUCAGCGCGCACUUCCCGCUCUCCGUCAUCAAGCGGGCGGCGCUGCAGGCGACUUCCGCCGGAAGCGACGACCCCCGCCGCCGUCACCACGGCAACGCGUCGCUGGUGAUGGCGGCGCUGGCGCCGGCGCGCGAGUGCCUCCGGCGGCCGGAGGACCGACACUGCGCCGAGGCGCGCAUGCGCUGGUUCUACGACGCGCGGAAGAACAACUGCUUCACCUUCGGCCUCUGUGGUAGCGAUGGCGAUGACGGGGGCGGCGGCCUCGACCACAACCACUUCGCCAGCUACGAGGCGUGCAUGGGCAGCUGCAUGAGUGAGCCGGUCAACGCCUGCGGCCUGCCGGCGUUGCAGGGCGGCUGCAGGGUGUGGGAGCCGCGCUGGGCCUACAGCGGCCUACACCGCCAGUGCCAGCCCUUCAUCUACGGCGGCUGCGGCGGCAACGAGAACAACUUCGAGAGCCGGGAGACGUGCGAGGAGAUCUGCCCGUACCCCCGCAGCCAGCAGUGCAAGGCCUGCAAGCCCCGCUUCAAGAUCGUCACCAGCUUCUGCAAGAGCGACUACGUGAUCGUUGGCCGCCUGAGCGAGCUGGCCGAAGAGGCCGACUCCGGCCGCGCCCUCUUCACCGUCGAGCGGGUGCUGAAGGACGAGAAGAUGGGCCUGCAGUUCUUCGGCAGCGAGGUGCUGGAGAUCACGCUGCUCAACAUGGACUGGGGCUGCCCCUGCCCCAACAUGACCACCGAGGACGGGCCGCUCAUUGUCAUGGGCGACGUCCACAACGGCAUGGCCACCCUGCAGCCCCACAGCUUCGUCAAGACGGUCAACGACAAGCGCAUCAAGAAGCUGGCCGAGGUCAAGGAGAAGAAGACGUGCGACCUGUUGCGCGAGUUGACGGGACUUCAGUAGGUCAGUGGGAGAUCAGUGGGCAGGAUAGUGAUCCGUUGGCGGGUACUGGUCAGUGGGGUUGUGCCGGCCUGGUCACUGGGUCAAAUCUUGGACAAUAGGCUAGUCAUCGUCACUGCACCGGUACCGGUCAAUUGAACACAACUGAUCAAUACAGGUUACUGCUUAAGCCGCCAGUUCUGGUCAAUGCACUGGUACUGCUCAACCAGUUGGUUCUGACCAUGGGGGUCAUUUCUGGACAGUGCAUUGGUUCUGGUCAUUGGCCAUAUUAGUACAUUUUAGUAGGCUACUAUUGGUUCAUGAGCCAGUUCCAGUGGUUGGGAUAGAUUUAGAUGAGUCUUGGUUUAUGGAUCAGCUUUGGUCUGUUCUGCCCUAAUUCUGGUUAUUUGAAUAGUUCUGGUUCCAAACACAAAAUGCUGGAAUAACUCAGCGGGUCAGGUAACAUUUCUUGAGGGAAUGGACAGACGAUGUUUCCAAUCCGGGUUAUUUUUCAGGCUGUUAGGAUUAAGGGGGGGGGGGGGGGAAGAAAGCUAGAAAAGAGACAUGGGGACGGGACACGUGCCAGGGACCCUAUCACGACCAUAAACGUUGCAUUCCCUCCACAGGUGCUGCCCGAUCCACUGAGUUCCUCCAACAUUUUGUCUUUUGCUCAAUUCCAUUAUCUGCAGUUCCAUGUGUCUCUCUCUGGUCUGGGCCGGUUCUGGCUAACCCCACUUUGUAGGGUUAGGAAUAGAGUUACACAGAGUUGAACUGAUAACGUUUAGAUGAGGUAAAUGAUGCUAAUUUUGUAAAUAGUUCAGUAAUCCCAAUAAGAAGAAAACUUUGUAGAAUGUUUGUGAUUUUUACAAUGACUGUAAAUACUAUUUAUUUAUACUUGGAUCUAAUGGCCAUCUCUCUGAUUGAUUAAAGAUCAAUAGUCAACCUCAAUAAAGUAUCGAUGAUGUGA
Amblyraja radiata (thorny skate) is the source of this 2933-nucleotide messenger RNA. Its product is annotated as WAP, Kazal, immunoglobulin, Kunitz and NTR domain-containing protein 2. Gene Ontology annotation, molecular function: serine-type endopeptidase inhibitor activity; receptor antagonist activity; transforming growth factor beta binding. Gene Ontology annotation, cellular component: extracellular region. Gene Ontology annotation, biological process: transforming growth factor beta receptor signaling pathway. NCBI's taxonomy places the organism in Eukaryota, Metazoa, Chordata, Chondrichthyes, Rajiformes, Rajidae. The transcript has 2 exons. Bases 122 to 1990 code for a protein of 622 amino acids. The record is from RefSeq and is a predicted model, not a curated record.